AUGUCAGAGAUGGUGGGUUCCAAGCCUUUCGCAGCGCCGGAGGUCUACGAAGAAGACUACACUGAAAAGUGUGACCUCUACAGCAUGGGAAUCCUCUUCAUCGCCUUGGUCACUGGAAAGCUCUACGAUGAGCACCAGAAGGCACCCGCCGAACAGAAGCGCCUCUUCAAUGCGAGUCGCUGGCUGGACCGUGCUGGCCCGGGCGCUUUGGAGCUGGCGAAGCAGAUGAUCGCGCCGGAAGCGGAGCGCUGUAGUGCCCAGGAGGCCCUCGAAAUGAGCCUGUUCAGCGAGCGAGCAAGCCCCGGCGCCUGUUGCGUCAUCCACUGA
Durusdinium trenchii is the source of this 327-nucleotide messenger RNA. NCBI's taxonomy places the organism in Eukaryota, Dinophyceae, Suessiales, Symbiodiniaceae. The record is from the annotation of a GenBank genome assembly.